Messenger RNA from Nerophis lumbriciformis (worm pipefish), 723 nucleotides. The record is from RefSeq and is a predicted model, not a curated record. NCBI's taxonomy places the organism in Eukaryota, Metazoa, Chordata, Actinopteri, Syngnathiformes, Syngnathidae.
AACAUGUCAAAGAAACGGGGCAGGAAGCGCAGCAGCGAAGAGUUGAGCGAGAGCUCGGCGUCCACCCUGAGCCCCGACCCGGACAACCUGCUUGGCCGCAGAAUCCAGCACAACUGGAGGGAGAAGGGGAGCGUGACCAAGUGGAAAGGCACGGUUCUGGAGCGGCUAACCGUCAACAGCUCCCUUUACAUGGUCAAAUACGACGGUUUCGACUGCGUAUAUGGCAUCGAGCUGUUCAAAGACAGCCGAGUGUCCACCCUGCAAGUGUUGGCUGAGAAAGUCGUGAAUAAUAAGAUCAAGGUGCCUCCCGGGGCAGAGGAGCUGGUGGGACGGGCGGUGGAACAUCUGUUCGAAAAGGAGGAUGGCGAGAAAAACGAAUGGCGAGGCAUGGUGCUGUCCCGGGCUCCCGUCAUGACCCACUGGUAUUACAUCACCUACGAAAAGGACCCCGUGCUCUACAUGUACCAGCUGUGGGACGAUUACAAGGACGGCGAUCUACGUGUCCUUCCCGAAUCGGAGAACAAACACCUACUUCCAGCCGACAGGAAGCCAGGAGAGGAGCCAGAAAGCCUCGUGGGUAAACAAGUGGAGUACGUCACAGAUAACGGGCUAAAGAGAACGGGCCUAGUCAUCUACCAGGUGCCCGCCAAGCCCACAGUGUACUACAUCAAAUACGACGACGACGUCCACAUUCACGUCUACGACCUGGUGAAAACCACCUAG